CUAUACCGGUGUGUAUAGACACUGGACAUGCAUGCAUGCAUGGGUAUGACCAGCAUAAUCAUUCAAUCCCACUCAAUUUAAUGAACUAGUCAAGGAUGGUGUCGAUUUUAGCAUCAACGUGGGGUUGGGUAUGCCUACUGUUCUUUGGAAUAAUGUCCAAUGCUAUUGCCUCCAAUAUAUUGAUAUCCUCAUUAUACGGGGAGGGUAGCCAUUUUAUGCUGGGUGCAUCCAUUGGGGAGGGACUGGUUGAAAAGGGUCACAACGUGACAUGUCUCAUCAGCAGAGCUUUCGAGCACCGUGCGACCGAUCCAAGAUACGGCAACCUUUCUUUCGAGAUCUUUGAACACCACGACCGGUCCCUUAAAGAAGUGAGAGAUUUGUUUUUUCAUUUCAACACAUUGGCACUUCAGGGGUUACAGAGCCAGCUGAUGGACACUAUUACACGAUUCAUGAUGACCCUAGCGAGAGACUGCGAAGCGAUAUUGAAAGAUGGUGCCUUGAUGAAGCGCCUUGAGAGGAUCGACGUCAUUGUCCUGGACGUCACUUGGCCGUGUGGAAUCAUAAUCAAGGACAUGAUAGAACAGAAUCUGAAUCGUACCAAGAACAUAACAGCAGUAUCAGUGAGUCCGUGCCCUCCACAGGCAAUGUUCCUGUACAUCAUGGGAUCUGCUUACAACCCUUCCUACCAGCCAGAGUUUAUGUCAGGAUUCUCCAACAGAAUGACUUUCUUCCAGAGGACGUCCAACAUCUUGCAAAGCGCAAUGUUCAUUGCCCUUGGAAAUUUAUACACAAUGCCUUACUACUCUGAGGUCGCCAGGAACGUCGGACUCAGUCCUGAAAUCGCGAACUUCUUUAAUUGGCCUGGUAAAUUCGAUUUGAAUCUGUUAAGCAUGGAUUUUUCAUCUGGGUUUCCGUUUCCUCUCGCUCCUAAUUUCAUCCCAGUCGGUGGACUUACUGCCUCACCAGCCAAGCAACUAGACCAGGACUUGGAGGAUUUCAUGCAGAGUUCGGGGGAAGAUGGUGUCAUCCUUUUUACUCUAGGCACCUACUUCUCUGCUGUUUCUAAACUCACACCGGGCUUUGUUGAAAUGUUUGCCAACACUUUCCGAAAGCUACCACAGAAGGUAAUUUGGCAGUUGGUGGAUCCGCCGUCAGGCUUGGAAUUAUCACCAAACAUCAAGAUAUUUCCGUGGGUACCACAAAACGAUUUACUUGGCCAUCCCAAGACCCGAGUGUUCAUGUACCAGGGAGGCAACAACGGUUUCCAAGAAGCCUGUUAUCACGGAGUUCCCAUCGCCAUUAUUCCCCUCUAUGGAGACCAGUAUGAUGUAGCAGCCAGGGUCGUAGCAAGAGGGAUGGGACGAAAACUCGAUAAAAACACCAUGAACGCUGACGUCAUAUACGAGACACUCACCGACCUCAUUAAUGAUUCAAAAUAUGCCCAAGUCGCAAAACACGUCUCGGCAGUCAACAGGAACAACCCAAUGACAGCUCGAGAAAGAGCAGCAUUCUGGAUAGAUCACGUGAUCAAAUAUGGCGGAGAAUACCUCAGGUCGCCAGCCGGUGAACUUUCAUUUGUGGUUUAUCACAGCAUUGAUGUUUUGGCAUUCCUCUUUUCAAUAACCUGUCUACUUUUGGCCAUCUUUACUUAUACGUUGUUAUUUUGUUUAAGAUGCUGCCGUAAAGUUGUAUUUGCAAAUAAGAGUAAAGAUAAAAGUGAUUAAUGUUAAUGAAAGAUGAAAAUAGAGCAAAAUAGAGAUAUUACUUGUUUGAUAAAUGUAUAUUCCUAACUAUUUCAGUCCACAACAUGGAUUUACAAGAUACAAAAAAGAUAUAUAUACAUGUAUAUAUAGAG
Messenger RNA from Strongylocentrotus purpuratus (purple sea urchin), 1855 nucleotides. Its product is annotated as UDP-glucuronosyltransferase 2B1. The record is from RefSeq and is a predicted model, not a curated record. Lineage: Eukaryota; Metazoa; Echinodermata; Echinoidea; Camarodonta; Strongylocentrotidae. Bases 96 to 1724 code for a protein of 542 amino acids. Gene Ontology annotation, molecular function: UDP-glycosyltransferase activity. The transcript is spliced from 4 exons.